Messenger RNA from Biomphalaria glabrata, 8137 nucleotides. Its product is annotated as exportin-5-like. The coding region runs from base 143 to 3718 and encodes 1191 amino acids. Lineage: Eukaryota; Metazoa; Mollusca; Gastropoda; Planorbidae. Gene Ontology annotation, cellular component: cytoplasm; RNA nuclear export complex; nucleus. The record is from RefSeq and is a predicted model, not a curated record. Gene Ontology annotation, biological process: protein export from nucleus; RNA export from nucleus. The transcript has 33 exons. Gene Ontology annotation, molecular function: RNA binding; small GTPase binding; nuclear export signal receptor activity.
UAGUCUAGAUUCUAGAUGUAAUUAAUUAGUUUUUUUAAAUGUAGACCUAGGCUAGAUUAUAGUUAUAUUAUAGUAGAUUCUAUACCGUUUUGUGUUACGCUUUUAAAACUAGUCUAGAUCUAGUUUUAUUUCAAAGAUAAGAAUGGCAUUUACAUCAGUCCAUCUUGAAGUAAUUCACUCUUUAAUCAAUGCUGUCGAGAAAGUGAUGAAUCCACUUGCAACAAAUGAAGAGCGCCAAAUAGCACAUAAGAUUUGCGAGGAAUUCAAAGAAACUUCCAAACAGAGUUUCCAAUAUGGACUCCAUUUAGCAGAGAAGAAUAAUUCUUCAUUUGUUCGACAUUUUGGCUUGCAAGUAGUUGAGCACUUCAUCAAGUAUCGGUGGCAAGAAGCUAGUCCAGCAGACAAGUCAGACUUAAAGAUAAAUGUAUUCAAAUUAGUAGAUCAGGGCACCAAGGACAUCCUGGAGGAAGAACAGCACAUCAAAGAUGGUGUUUCUAGAAUAUUAGUUGAAUUAAUGAAAAGAGAGUGGCCUCAGCUGUGGGAAAAUCUUUUUACAGAUUUCACUGUCCUCUGUCGAAACGGGGAAACACAGACUGAGUUAGUUCUGCUGACGCUGCUCCGCUUGACAGAGGAUGUGGUCAGAUUCCAGAACCUUCCUCAUGCCAGACGGCGAGAGCUAUUGCAGGCACUUACCAGCGCAAUGUCGUCAAUUUCAUCUUUCUUCAUGUUCACUCUCAAUGCACAUCUGGACAAAUACAAAUCAAAAACAGGCAUUGAAGCUGAGAAGUCCUGUAAGAUAUGUCUGUGUGUCCUUGACACCCUAACAGCCUUUGUUGACUGGAUUAACAUCACUCACAUCAUUGAGGCCAAUCUGCUUCCACGCCUGAGUUCUCUGCUCUUGGAUAAGAACUUGUGUCUCCGAGCCUCUGAAUGCUUACUUUUGAUUGUUGGACGAAAGGGGAAAAUCUCAGAGAGAAAGCCAAUAAUGGUUUUAUUUAGUCAAGAAGCCAUGACAGUAUUGUUACAAGCUGCUAACAAUGCCACUGAACACAUCACAGAGUCAACCAACUACAUAUUUUUAAAACGUUUGUGUGAGAUUCUACUGGAGAUUGGCAAACAGUUGUGCUACUUAUGGGGGUCUUCAGAAGAUACCGGACAACCUCCAAAUUUUGAGAUGUAUCUCAAGGCAUUGUUAGCAUUUACCCAGCACCCAAGUCAGAGUCUUCGUCAGAUGAUCUACACCAUGUGGUUGAUAUUUCUACGUCAUCCGAUAGCGUCCAAAGACCCAGUCUUUCAGUCAGUGCUGCCAAUGUUGAUUCAGUGUGGGACUGUUUGCCUACAUAAAGUUGGUUUUCCUAGUCACUCCAACUCAGUGAGCUGUGACUACUCCAGGCUUGAGUUUGAUACAGACGAGGAGUUCAAUGCUGUCCUUUCCUGUCUGAGAGUCUCAGUGGUAGAAUCGAUUCGUACUCUGACUUUGAUGGUUCCCAAGUUGACAUUUUCUGUGGCCUCAGCUUGGUUGACAGAGCUGCUGAAUAAACCAAUUGAUAUAGGAACAGGAGCAGAUGCUGACAGGGGCAUAUGUAACCUGAGCUCUCCUUCAUUCAUAUCUUGGGAUGCCUGCAGUGUGUUCUUGGAGGCUGUCAUGUCUAAACUCUUUGUUGGGGAUGGCGAUAAGUCAUUUGUACAGGAAGGAAUAGAUCUACUGCAUAAAGCACUGGCCUACCAGAUGCAGGACCCGUUAAUCCUGUCAGCAGUGUUGUCCUGCCUCUCAGGCUUGUUUCCCUUUUUAAAUUAUACACCGCAGACACUUCCCCAAGUCUUAGAAAAGAUCUUUGGAGCAGUGGUCUUCAAUCUGCCUGGACAGACCAAGUCCACCAGAUCUCAGGCUGUGAAGAACGUACGAGUUCAUGCCUGCUCUGUUCUGGUCAAGAUUUGCAAAAACUAUCCUGGCCUUUUGUUGCCUGAGUUCCGUCACUUGUAUGACAGCGUGAAACAGCUAGAUAGUGACAGAGAGCAGCUAAGUCAAAUGGAAAAAAUUAUACUAAUAGAAGCACUUAUAAUUGUCAGCAAUCAGUUCCAUGACUUUGCUAGACAGGCGGCAUUCAUUGAGGAAGUUAUUGCACCGGUCAAGGAGUUGUGGUCAUCAGAAGAUUUUAAUAAGGCUUUCAGUUCACCCGAGUACUUCAUGGACUAUGUUGGUUUGAACAAGGCAGCAGUGGAGCCCAGUAGCGCUGAUACUUGUGGUAUUAACAGAUCUCAUAUAACAUACUGCAUAAACACAAUCUUGGCUGUUAUUAAACGAAGCCAGUGGCCAGAAGACUAUAAUGUCGCUCAACGUGGAGGCUUCAUUAUUGGUGGUGAGGGCUGCAGUGUAUUGAGGAAUCCAGCCACACCUUAUAUAAGUCCUCUCCUGAACAACCUCAUGACUUUGCUCAAGACAACAUGCAGUCUUUUCAAACCAGAGUAUCUUCAUCUGCGACAUAUAGAUUUUGUAAGAGCUUAUGAUCUUACAGAGCACGACAAAUUGAAUAUUUUAGGUAUACCUCCAGUAAGUGUAGAUAAUUCAGAUUCUCUUGUCUACAGACAUCCUUUAGAAAGAAUGCAAAUUUUCAUCUCCACUGUUUUUGACUAUGGGUUUCACAUCUUGGGCAAUGCUAGCCAGUGUCUUGGUGCGGAGUUCUACUGUGUGCCUGGACUUUCCAAGGUUAUCAUAGAGAACCUGAUCGUCAACUUUAAACUGUUGCCAGAUUUCAGGGCCAAGACAUUUAUAAGAAAUUUCAUCAAGCCAUUCAUUCAAUGUUGUCCUAAAGGACAAUGUUCUACUGUAGUCCUACCAGUACUGUAUAUUCUAACUUCAGAUAUAUUACAGAGGCUGUCUGAGAGAUGGCUCAUCAUAAACAAAAGAGUAGAAGAAGAGGCGCAGAGUGAGGAGCAGAGUGACCCCGAGUCUCAGGAGAUCCUUGAGGAACAUGUCGUUCGCCAACUCACUAGAGAAUACCUUGAGCUGUUAGUUUUAGUACUGACUGGCAAGAGUGUUAACUCUGAUGUGAAAGAAGAGAUGGCCAUGGAAGACGGGGAUGUGGGAAAACAAACUGGGAGUAAUCCCCCUUUCAAGGAACUCAGUGAGCUUGGUGUCAUGGUGGUGGGAACCAAGGAGCUGUUCCCGUCAAUCAUCAUGUGUAUUAUCAAUGGCUUCUCAUGGGCAGACACCACAGUAUGUCACAGGUGUACUCAGAUGUUGUGGCCAGUAGUCAAACAGAUUGUGGCCAACAAUGACAUGUCAGAAGAGGCAGCCAGUCAUAUCUUUGUGGCUAUCUUGACUGGACUACAGCUUCAUGGAGAACAUGAGAGUACACAGUCCUGUUUGCUAACACUGUCUUUUUUCUAUUACGAAACUUUGAGACAAAAGUUUCCCAGUCUGACUCAGGUCUUACACAAGAUUCCAGACGUGAAUGUCAACUUGAUCAAGAACCUGGAAGUGGAACUCUCCUCAAGGACAGGACAAGAAAAGAAAAAAAAAGAUUGCUUCAAGAAGAUUGUUUCCAGCAUUAUUGGGAGAAGUGUCUCUGAUCGGUUCAGGAGGUCUGUGCAGUACAGCAAUUUGCCGCAGCUGUUUCUUUCAACCCGGAGACCAAAGACAAUUCAGUUGGAUGAAGUGGAGUCUGAAAAUAUGGGACUAUGUGAGCUCUUUAAUACAAAUUCUGAAGUUCAUUAGUUCAGUGAAAGUUCUGAUUGGUGGCUAAUGCUUUAAGAUGGUACUAAUCUUGGGAUGGUACUCAUCUUGGGAUGUUGUGAUGGCAUUCAUCUUGAUGUUGUGAUGGCAUAUUGUACCGUUGUUUCUCUAUCAGGAUUGUAUCAUUGUGUCUGUAGUCACGUGGAGUUGAAGAGGCGGGGGAAACAAUCUCAACAAAAUAUGUAUGUCAGUGUGUGUACUUUGAUGUUGUUCUGUCUUGACAUUUUUGUUUAUCUGAACUGAUGUUGUUGUUUUAAAUAAGAAAUCCUGACAUCAUCUGAGUUUUUCUUGGUUAUUUUUUACAGCGAUGUGAAGGUGUUUUAAGAUGAUAUGCGUAUAAUGCAGACUGGUGUUUAUAUGAAGCAGUUUGUUUUAAGAAAUAUAAAUUUGUUUCUGUUAGUUAAUUAUGUAAUACAUCUUGCUCUAUUCAAACAAUUUUUUAAGCUGAACUGAAGCUUUAAGUAUCAAAUACUCUUUGUAUUUUUUUUAAUAUAUCAACAGAAUUAUUGUGUGUCACCCAGCCAUCUUUGGUUCUAGUCAGGAUUAGAAUGAUCUUGCAAUUUGUUAUUUUAUAAAUAAUAUAUGACUGAUGAUUGAGAUUAUGAGUUCACUUGGCUAAUGGACAUUUCCCUUUACUUUUGAUUUGUGGAGUUUUAUGAAUAUGUAGUAUGUGAGUAUAGAUUGAGUCUAGUUAGUUUUUUUAUUGUCCAUAUUUCAAAUUGGCGAGGCCAUCAUCAACUAGUCUGAUGAGAGAGACUAAGCCAGAACACGAGGCUCAGGCCACUCAAUAAUAAAUAAUCAAACAAAUGUAUUGUUUUAAAUCUAACUCCUCAGUGUUCAAUAUUUAUUAUGCUUCUCUCAAACGUUCAUUUAAUAUUCAUCUUAUCUCCCCUAUCAGCAUCCAGUCCUAGGAUUCGAUGCAUAAUUAUUUUAUUCAUGUGUGGAUGAUAAUGUAGCUGAGAUCUUAUAAUAAGUGUUUAAUAUUUAUUAUGCUUAUCUCUCAAAUGUUCAUUUAAUAUUCAUCUUAUCUCCAAUAUCAGCAUCCAAUCCUAGGCUUAUAUUCAUAAUUAUUUUAUUAAUGAGUGGAUGAUAAUGUAGCUGAGAUCAUAUAAUAAGUGUUUAAUAUUUAUUAUGCUUAUAUCUCAAAUGUUCAUUUAAUAUUCAUCUUAUCUCCAAUAUCAGCAUCCAAUCCUAGGCUCAGAUUCAUAAUUAUUUUAUUCAUGUGUGGAUGAUUAUGUAGCUGAGAUCAUUUAAUAAGUAAGAUGGCUGGGAGAGUUUGAAAAUCAAACACUAUGAAUACAGAAUGUCCUGGAUUUCAAUCUGUGUACAUAGUAAUCAGAUUUCUUUUUUUUUAAUAUUUUUUUUUAACAAAAUAUUCACUAGACAUUGUUUUAAAUGUCAUGUUUGAAUUUCUGACACUUUGGUUAAAGUACCAAACAGUUAACAUGGAAACAAAGUUUAUUUGAAAUAGAGAAGCUCUCCCUGAUUGAAUCUGAUGACUUGAAGUGAGAGCAAUUACUUUGCUUUUAAUUGCUAAUGAAUUGUAGAUGAUACAGAAAUGAACAGAAGACUGUAGUCUUGACUAGAAUACUCGAUCUAGAUUGAGACAUGAUGUAGAAGCUAUUUUUGGUGAUAUGGUAUUGAUGUUGUGAAACGAAAAAUUGUGUAAGUGUUACACACAUAGGACAUAAGGUCUCUUUGUUUACUGCAUAGGAAUAUCUUUCACUGAUGUGUGUUCAAGAUAUAGAUCUCUAGACCAAAUUUAAUUUUUAAGAUGAUUAUAUUUUGAAAAAUGAUACCGGUCAAACCAGAGUUUUCCCUGUGUGGCCAGUUAGCUAGUAAUUUUUUCCCCACAAUGUCAGAUUUCAAGGAUCUUGAUCCAGGUAGAGUUUGUAAGCUAAUAAGAGAAUUAUAAAAAUGUUUUUAAAAAAAUUAUUCAUUUGGACAACUUUUUAUUAUCCUAUUGAGUUGAAAUUUCGCACUUAAAAUCAUGCAUUGUGGCAAAACAUUUUAAAAUUACAGACUGAUCACUUUAUUAAUUAUUGAAUUUAUUAAUUUUUUAAAUUUGCCAUUAAACCCCAGUGUCUCAUCUAUGGAACUAACAAUUAUAUUUUUCCUAUUAGUGAGAAUUAUUAUUCAAUCUUGCAUAUGGCUGCCCCCAUGUUUAGUUGACUAUAUUAUUUUAACAUUACAAUAUAGUAGGCAUUUAAAAAAUUAUCAUUCUUUUAAAUUACCGGUACUUGCUAUGGAAAAAAAAUAAUUACAAAGCUGUUUGAUGUAUCUGAUUCAAGGAGUGAAAAGGGAAAUGUUUAUGUUAUUAAAUAUCACAACUGAUGUGUUUAUGGAUAAGAUUUUUGCUAGGUCAACCAGUAGGUCAUAGAUUUAUUUAGCCAAGAGUCUAAUUUUACCAUAUUUUGUCAUUCAGUAUGACUCAGCUUUGAGGUAAGUAAUUGAGUUACUGGCCCUUGUUCUAUAUGUUCUUUUACCCAUUUUUUUUGGUUGCAUUGUAUUCUCAGUUGAACAAUUUCUGUUGUCCGGUUGUAACAUGUUUCCAACUGCUGUUUGACUCUAACCAAAGCAAUAUUGAAAGAGUUUAGAAGUUAAGAAAAAUAGAGUGGAACCAAAGCCAAGUGGUAUAAAAUCAAUGUUUAGUGAUAGAGAAUACAUUUCAAGAAAGUGAUAUUGGAUGCGUGGUCGAGAGGCUAAGUGCGCUUGAACUUGGCUUGUCUUGGCUACCUAGAAGGGGGCUCGAGGUUCGACACCCGACUCGGGCAGAGUUGUGUUUGCUGAGCGCCUAAAGGCAGCACGGAAAACCAACUCUUAGAUACCCCCCCCCCCCCCCCCCAACCAGUCCACAAAUGAGAUUGGACCAAAGCGCUCUGAGCAUGGUAUAAGCAUGAAAGUAGCGCUAUAUAAAAGCUAUAAUAAUAAUAAUAAUAAUAAUCAUCAUUACUGAAUCCUAGUGAGAAAAUACUUUGUACAUUUUUUUCCAUGUUGAAUUUGAUUGUUGGUUAAUGGCUUUAAAUUUUAUGUUCUGGUGCUCAACAUUUCCUUAAAGAAGUAAUUUUAGCACCACUCUUUUGUUACUUCAACAAAUCAUAAUAUAAUCUGUGCAUAUUAUAUGUGUUGGCAUAGAAGUUGUCAGAUCAUUGGCCCAGCAGCUUGUAACUGUUAAAACUGUUUGUAUAGGUCAUGUCAUGACCAUUAGACAGUAGCAUCCCAUUACCAUUGUACCAUCUUUGUAACACUUCCUGGCCAUUAGAUGGUGGUUCAUUUUUUUUGUAAAUCUCUGCCUUGCUGUCUCCUUCUUGCUAUUGACAAGGUAUAAUUGAAACAAAAUAUACAAAAUGUAAUUCAUCUUCAUGACAUCUCUUUCAUUGGGUGGCCAGCAAUCCCUUCAAGAACUAAAAUCUGAUGCAACCCUCCCAUGCCGGUUAAUGCUGCACUCAAAAGUGAUUUUAGGUCAUCUUUGACUCGUGAAGUUAUUUUUCUGGGUGCUUCUAAGUUGAAUCAGAUAGUGGAACACCUGUUAUAGAUUCUAUGCUAAAAGUUUUGUAAAAGCUAAUGAGGCAGAUACUGGAUAGUUGGUAACUGAUUUUUUUGGCAGCUUACACGAAGUUGAAAUCAAUGGUAUUUUUGUGACUCUGUAUCUUAAGUGAAUUAAGAGCAGCAUCUGUCUUCUAUCUGUCCUUAAAUAUGUGCAAGCAAAGCUUACAGUCAGUUUAGGCUGAUUUGGGUCAUUAAUGAUAUGGCAGUGUCAGAAACAUUGUAGAGAAUGCUGACAGCCAUGUAACUAACAAUCGUAAAUCUGAAUUGAAGGAGAUUCUGUUCUUUCUUUUUCUGAAAACUUGAAAUGUUCAUAUGAAUUUUAAAAAACCAGAGCUUCUUCAACGUAAUCUGUACCUCUAUAACAAUUCUAAUUAAACAAAUGUAAACACUUAAAAGUUGUCUCCAUAUUUUCUUAUACAUUCAUUUCAAAGUUUUGUUCUAUCAUUCACUACAUUGCCAUUAUAUAUGCCUUCAUUGACAAAAUGUUUUUAAUAUGAAAUCAAUUUAUUUUUUUGUGUGUAUUUCCAGGUCAGUGUUGUUAAUUAGGGCCUGACAUUGUAAACAAACAUAUAGAACAGUUCCACUGGUUUAAUUCUAAAACAUUGAUUUAUAGAGAAGAAACAAAAGUUUAUCAACAACCAUAUUUUGUGAUGUGUUUAUGAUAUACAUUAUAUUGUAAAUGUAAGGUUCGGUACUUCUUUAAUUUCACAAGUGCCAGUCUACAAAUGAAUGUGUAACAUCCUAAUUAUUUACUUGUACAUUCAGUUUCCAAGUUGUCUUGUAUUGCCAUCAUGUGUCAGAAGUUACAGGUUGAACAUCUUAAUGUAAUAAACAUCUUUGAUGAAAACAAAA